Molecule: messenger RNA, 2141 nt
Organism: Hypoxylon trugodes
Lineage: Eukaryota; Fungi; Ascomycota; Sordariomycetes; Xylariales; Hypoxylaceae
Exons: 4
Coding region: 679-1905 (408 amino acids)
Biological process (GO): glucose 6-phosphate metabolic process; intracellular glucose homeostasis; glycolytic process
Cellular component (GO): cytosol; mitochondrion
Molecular function (GO): mannokinase activity; ATP binding; D-glucose binding
Source: RefSeq, a predicted model, not a curated record
GCGAUAACUUGACCUUGUACAUAUUAAAACCCUUCAAUUACGUCAUUCAACUACUUAAACGGUAAGCGUUGGCUUCGCCUGGUGGAAUUAUUUCUCAAUUGGACUAAGUUAACCAAUUGUGACGUGAGGUUGACGUCUUAAAGGAGGAUUGUGCGUCUCUCCCUUGUGAAUUCCCAAGCUUGGUUUUAAUUUCAACAUUCCAAUCAUGAAGUUUUUUUGGUCAGAUAGUUGUAAUUUUCCAGUAAUGAAAUCUUCCACGUCAAGUCUUGGCCACAAAGUGGGCCAAGUCGCUCAGCUUCAGCAAUAUUUAGGUGCUCAAGUUAUAGUGAAUAUAUCUAGAUAAUAAAGUAAUCAAACGAGCUUGUUUUUAUGAAGUUGUUCGAGAGAAAUAUAAUUAUUCUCUGUUUUAAAGGGUACUUAAGCGAGUUACCGAGAAAUACCGACGUGGGAAGCUCACCUACAAGCGAAAAUGAACGACUUAGAAGAUAUAUCACCAAGCCUUCGAAAAGAGCUCGCUGAAAUUGAAAGUCAAUUCAAUGUCACCGGGGAAAAGCUCAAGCAAAUAAGCGAAAGAUUCGAGGAAGAGUUGCGAGAGGGCCUCGAAAAUGAAGGAUCCAAUAUUGUAGGCCAGUAACUUAAUCCACCAUCGCAUCGAAAGUGUUAACGGUUAAAUAGUCUAUGAAUGUCACCUGGGUACUUGGGCUUCCCUCUGGCCACGAGAUUGGCGAAUUCGUGACGGUAGAUUUGGGUGGCACCAACCUACGGGUAUGUUUGGUUAGGCUCAAGGGACAACCUGAAGAAAUCGACGUCAAGCAACAUGCGUGUCGCCUACCCCCAACGAUAAAGACGGGUGAUGCUAGGGCGUUAUGGAAUUUCCUCACGGAUUCUCUUGAAGAGUUCCUUAAAGCGCAUCAACUUACAGCAAAUCGCAAAGACCGGUUGCCGUUGGGUUUCUGCUUCUCCUAUCCAGCGUCGCAAGAAUAUAUCGACCAUGGAAAGUUGAAGACGUGGACGAAAGGGUUCGACAUUGAUGGUGUGGAGGGUGGGGAUGCCGCGGCACAAUUAAGGAAUGCUUUGGAACUAGUAGCACUUGUUAAUGACACAACCGGGGCCAUGGUGGCUUCGGCAUACAAGGAUCCCAAGACGAUCAUCGGUGCAAUAUUCGGUACUGGUUGCAACGCAGCAUACGUAGAAAACGUCGGUUCGAUAUCCAAAUUGCAGACAAAUUUGCCUCCAGAUACUCCCAUGGUCAUUAACUGCGAAUAUGGCGCUUUUGAUAACGCCCAUUGCGUACUGCCGCGGACGAAAUACGACUUGAUAAUUGACAAAGAAUCACCGCGACCGGGUGAACAAAGCUUCGAGAAAAUGAGUGCGGGCUUGUACCUUGGGGAGAUUUUUCGGCUUAUAAUCCUGGAUCUGCAUGACAAGGGUCUGCUUUUUCCAGGCCAAGAUCUAACCGAUCUAAACGAACCCUACAAACUAGACACCGGGCUUUUAUCUGACCUCGAAGAUGAUCCCCUAGAUGCGUGUUGCGCCCGCCUCAAAGAAUGUUUAGGUAUCCAUGUUACACUGAGCGAAACGAAGAUGGCUUGCUUCCUAGCGAGCGUUAUAGCGAAUCGCGGAGCAAGGCUUUGCUCUUGUGGUAUUGCCGCUAUUUGCCGAAUGAAGAAUAUAACCUCAGGUCACGUCGCGGCGGAUGGGACGGUGGCGAAUAAGCACCCAAAAUUUAAAGAACGAUGGGCGAAGGCGCUGGGUGAAAUUCUGCGUUGGGACAAAGAUAGGAGAGAAGAUCCCAUUAUCAUUACAAGCGCGGAAGAUGGCAGUGGAGUCGGGGCUGCAGUUGUCUCAGCUAUGACCCUCUAUCGAAUCCACCAAGGUAGCACGGAUGGUGUACAGGAACGAUAAUUGGAGGAACUAUGUCCGGUAAAAAGCAGUUUCUGACAGCGAGCGGCUCUCCUGUACUUCGAAAUAAAGAUAACCGACCGCUCUCACAAACGUCGGUGGUGAACAGGUUUUUCUUGGGUCGCUUAACUCUUUGUUGGAGGCACCGCUAUGCGGCCUCAUGGGACAUAACUCGGAGAGUAGAUACCUAGGUAGUUAGUCGAUCGAAAAUAUUAAUUCAAACAGGUGUGAUCAAGUAA